Molecule: messenger RNA, 1305 nt
Organism: Cheilinus undulatus (humphead wrasse)
Lineage: Eukaryota; Metazoa; Chordata; Actinopteri; Labriformes; Labridae
Gene: ccdc32
Product: coiled-coil domain containing 32
Exons: 4
Coding region: 130-726 (198 amino acids)
Biological process (GO): cilium organization
Source: RefSeq, a predicted model, not a curated record
CGUCAUUCAUCACAGAUACUGGAUCAUGGACAGAGCUAGCUAACAAGGCUAAUCUUAGAUCUUUUUAUUCACACAUUUAAGGAAAUAACGGUUGACCCAUUAAGAUUUUCAGACAGCCACUGCAACAGAAUGAUCGACGAUUUCGAGAGCCAGGAGGUCCGGUCCAGCGGUGAUCUCUGGUCCGAAAUCUGCUCAAGUCUACCGGAGGGGCGAGCUGAAGAGUCGCCGGACAACAGCACGGAGUUCAAAGAUUCAUUUCAGCCAGCAGCACCAGUCGUCGUGGAGGUCAAUGGACAAUCUAACGGAACGAACACCAGCUCUUCUGCCGCCAAAUGGGAGCCUAUGGAGGACUCUGAGAUGUACAUAGCCAGUUUAGAAAAUCGCUUGAAGAAACUGAAAGGCCAGUCGAGCGAUGUGACCUCCAGGGACAUGCUGCGCUCCUUGUCUCAAGCUAAGAAGGAAUGCUGGGACAGAUUUCUGCAUGAUGCUCAAACCUCAGAGCUCUUCCAAGGCAGUGACAUGGAUGAAAGUGCACUUGAACACUUCAAGAGGUGGUUGAUUCCUGAGAAGGUAGCCAUCAGUGCAGAAGAGCUUGAAUAUCUCCUGCGGCCAUCUCAGAAUAAAGAAGCUGCUGAUGGUAAUCAAACACAGACCGAUGAGAACGUGGAGGCAGAGGCCGAAAAACAAAGCCUAGAGGAAGAUGAAGCUCACAGCCCGGAGAAAUAAGAGUGCUAAAAUAAGAAGCACAAACAGAUUGAAUAAUCUGUGUCAUUCAGUAGAGCCGACGUCACUCCUGACUCUUAUUUUUGACGGUCAUUAUGUAUAGCUGUGUUUCAGCCAGCGCCAUUGUUAACAGUGGUCAGUGAAACCAAUUACAACCUGUCAUCAUCUUCAGUAUCCCUGGCAACAGAGUGUUGAGUACUUAAUAAUUCCCAUGUGUUUUGUCCCUUCAACCUAAUCACACUGUUUAAAUCUAUAACAGAGAAACUGAAAUUAGACUUCAUUGUCUGGUAGAAACACAGUUAAUAUGUCUGUAAUGACAGCUCCCGUAGUGUCUGUGAUGAGAAUCUUGAUUUACAACACUCAUGAAGGACCACACGCAGUAAUUUUGUAUAAUAGACUCAAAUGACCUCAGCCGUGACUUAAGUAUCUAUUCAGAGACAUUAUUUUUCUGUUUUUAAAAAAAAUCUGUGACAUCCAAGGUAGGCUUACAUCCCUGAACAUAAUGUAACAUAUCUUUAUAUUUGCCAUGUUGAUUUCACAUGUGAAGUUUUACCCAUGUUUCAAUAAAAAGAAGUAGAGUUC